This is a messenger RNA of Salvelinus fontinalis (brook trout), 4606 nucleotides long. RefSeq names its product ATP-dependent translocase ABCB1-like. Lineage: Eukaryota; Metazoa; Chordata; Actinopteri; Salmoniformes; Salmonidae. Gene Ontology annotation, cellular component: membrane. Gene Ontology annotation, molecular function: ABC-type transporter activity; ATP hydrolysis activity; ATP binding. The transcript is spliced from 25 exons. Bases 55 to 3834 code for a protein of 1259 amino acids. The record is from RefSeq and is a predicted model, not a curated record. Gene Ontology annotation, biological process: transmembrane transport.
GCAAAAGGCUACCCCAACCCGGCCUUCCAUGAGGAUACGAAGCCUCAGGAGCGGAUGACAGAGGGGCAGCCAACCGUUGACACGGAGCGCAAGCCAAAGAAGGGCCUCGGAAGGAAGAAAAAAGAACCAGCAAAAGCAGUGGGAUUUUUCCAGUUGUUCCGCUACGCUACUGGUUGUGAGGUGCUCCUAAUGAUAAUCGGCCUGCUAUGUGCUGCUCUCCACGGGAUAGCCCUGCCCCUUAUGUGUGUUGUGUAUGGACAGAUGACCGACAGCUUUGUACAAAGUGGACAGCAGCUCAACCAUACAGCCAAUUUCACUGUGGAGGAGAUCAGCGCUUUAUUGAACUCAACUGACGGAUGUAUUCAGAUUCCUGGAGUUGAUAUACAGGCUCUAAUGACUCGACAUGCCUAUUACUUCAUCGGGAUCGGUUGUGCUGUGUUCCUGCUGGGGACCUUUCAGGUGAUGUUGUUCUUGCUGACAGCCACCAAACAGACCAAACGGAUCCGGGAGAAAUACUUCCAUGCCAUCCUACACCAACAGAUGUCCUGGUUUGAUACACACCAGAUAGGAGUUCUCAACGUCAGGUUGACAGAUGACAUCAACACAAUCAACGAAGGCCUUGGAGACAAGAUCUGUGUGUUCGUGCAGUUCUUCUGCACCUUCUUGUCAGGGUUCAUCAUUGGUUUCAUCUUCGGCUGGAAGCUGACACUCGUCAUCCUGGCCGCCAGUCCUCUCCUGGCAGGAUCAGUUGCCGUCUGGUCCAAAAUACUUGCCACCCUGACCAGUAAGGAGCUGUCUGCCUAUGCCAAAGCAGGGGCGGUAGCUGAAGAGAUACUGGUGGCUAUCAGGACAGUUGUGGCUUUCAAUGGGCAAAAGAAAGCUGUGGAAAGGUAUGAAAAGAACUUGGAGGAUGCUAAAAACUUUGGAAUAAAGAAGGCCAUCACCACUAACGUGGCCAUGGGCUUCACCCAGUUUGUCAUAUUUGGGACGUACGCCUUGGCUUUCUGGUACGGGACCAAGCUCUCUGUAGACGAGCCUGAAAACUACACCAUUGGAAAAACCAUUACAGUCUUCUUCUCAGUGAUUAUUGGGUCGUUCUCUUUGGGCCAGGGUGCGCCUAACUUGGAAGCCAUCGCCAAAGCCCGGGGUGCUGCCUAUGAAGUCUACAAUACCAUUGACCAGCCGCGGCCCAUAGACAGCAGUUCAAAGGAAGGUCACAAACCAGACUAUGUGAAAGGAGACAUUGAAUUCAAGAACAUCCACUUCAGCUACCCCUCCAGGAAAGAUGUCAAAAUUCUUCAGGGAGUGAAUCUGACAGUUCCUCGUGGGAAGACCAUAGCUCUGGUUGGAGCCAGUGGAUGUGGGAAGAGCACCACCAUUCAGCUGCUGCAGCGCUUUUAUGAUCCAGACUCAGGAGAGAUUACCCUGGAUGGUCGGGACAUCCGGACCCUGAAUGUGAAGUGGCUGAGGGAGAAUAUGGGUAUCGUCAGUCAGGAACCUGUGCUAUUCGGAACAACCAUUGCAGAAAACAUCCGCUACGGCAGAGAGGAUGCCACAGAUGAGGACAUCGAACGGGCCGUGAGAGAGGCCAACGCAUACGACUUUAUCUCCAAACUCCCCGAUAAGCUGAACACCAUGGUGGGGGAGCGGGGAGCCCAGCUCAGUGGAGGACAGAAGCAGAGGAUAGCUAUCGCCCGGGCCCUGGUCAAAAACCCGAAGAUCCUCCUGCUGGACGAGGCCACCUCCGCCCUGGACACCCAGAGUGAGUCGGUUGUCCAGGCCGCUCUGGAUAAGGCCAGGGCGGGCCGCACCACGAUAGUGAUCGCCCACCGCCUGUCCACCAUCAGAACAGCUGACGUGAUCGCUGGCUUCAGCAACGGAGAGGUGGUGGAGCAGGGAACACACAGGGAACUCAUGGACAAGAAGGGGGUCUACUACUCUCUGGUCAUGCAGCAGAGUCAAGGGAAGCCAGAGGAAGAUGAAGAGGACCCUGUGGAAGAGGAUAACCCUCCUAAAUAUGAGGAUCUAGAUGAUGUCCUGUAUGACUCAUCUGACAUGGAUGAGCUGGAAGUGGUAAACGAGGAAGGAAUAGAAAACGGCGGCUUUGAAAGGAACUCAAUCAGCAGUGGCCGUGUGGAAAUGAAACUGACCAGGAGGAAAUCUAAGAAGUCCAAGAAAGACAAGAAGGAAAAGAAACCAGAGGAAGCUCCAGACAUCCCCUUCACCAGAAUCCUGGCCUUGAACAAGCCCGAGUGGCCGUACAUGUUAGUAGGAACCCUGUCUAGCUUGGUGGGGGGAGCCGUUUAUCCCUGUGUCGCCAUCAUCUUCGCCAAGAUCAUUGGAGUAAGUGUUUCACAAGACCACCUCCUUAACCUUGCUAAAAAGCAUUCCUUACAGGAGAUUGGAUGGUUUGAUGACAACAACAAUGCAGUGGGAGUUCUAACCACCAGAUUGGCCACAGAUGCAUCUCUGGUUAAAGGGGCGACUGGGUCUAGGUUGGGUCUGGCCACCAACACAGUCUGUGCUCUCACCAUGGCCAUUGUGGUGGCCUUCAUCCACAGCUGGCAGCUCACCCUCGUCAUCCUCGCCUGUGUGCCCUUCCUCAUUGGAGCCAAAAUCAUUCAGAGGAGGGCCACGGCAGGCCACGCCUCCAAAGACCAGGGUGCCCUGGAGCAGUCUGGGAAGAUAUCUACUGAGACCGUUGAAAACUUCAAGACAGUUGUUGGAUUGACACGGGAGGACGUCUUCUUUCACAAGUUCAUGGACAGUCUAGAAAGACCAUACCAGAACGGUUUGGUGAAGGCUCCCAUCUACGGACUAACAUUUGCCGUUGCCCAAGCAAUCCCUUACAUGGUCAAGGCUGCAAUCUUCCGCUUUGGGUCCUGGCUUAUUGCUCACUGCCACACAGAAUAUGAAAAUGUUUUCCUUGUGUUUUCUGUGAUCACAUUUGCUGCCAUGAACAUAGGAGAAUCAGCAUCUUUUGCUCCUGACUUUGACAAAGCGAAAGCAGCUGCUGGGAGAAUUCUUGGCUUGUUGGAGAAGAAACCAGAGAUUGACAUUUGCAGUGAGGAGGGAGAGAAGCCAACGGACUUUGUCGGGGACAUUGAGUUCCGAGGGAUCCACUUUGCGUACCCGACCCGUCAGAACGUGAGGGUUCUCCAGGGGUUGAGCGUGUCAGUGGGGCCUGGUCAGACCCUGGCCCUGGUCGGGGAGAGUGGCUGUGGGAAAAGCACCUCCAUACAACUGCUGGAGCGCUUCUAUAGCCCUGCUGAAGGACAAGUGUUAGUGGAUGGGUUGGAUACUAAGACCCUGAACCUGUCGUGGCUGAGGUCUCAGCUGGGCCUGGUGUCCCAGGAGCCCAUCCUGUUCGACUGCAGCAUCUCAGAGAACAUCCAGUACGGGGACAACAGCAGAGAGGUCUCCCAGGAUGAGAUAGAGGAGGCAGCCAAGAACGCCAACAUCCAUGACUUCAUCAUGGGCCUGCCAGAGAAAUACAAUACCAGGGUUGGGGACAAGGGGACCCAGAUGUCUGGAGGUCAGAAACAGAGGAUAGCCAUUGCCAGAGCUCUGGUCAGACAGCCUAAAGUACUGCUGCUGGAUGAAGCCACUUCCGCCCUGGACACAGAGAGUGAGAAGAUUGUCCAACAGGCUUUAGACGCCGCCCGGCAGGGCCGCACCUGCAUCGUGAUCGCCCACCGCCUGUCUACCAUCCAGAAUGCAGACCAGAUAGCGGUAAUUCAGUAUGGUCAGGUGACAGAGCAGGGUACACAUACUGACCUCAUGGCUAAAGGGGGGGCUUACUAUGCCCUGGUCAACGCACAGGUCACCCACUAACUCAUAUUCAGAUUGAUGUUUUGCAGCGUAUUUACUGUUCUGUUGAAUGUUGUUUUGUGAGCUCUUUUCAUUGAGCUGCACUUCUUAGCCAGGUCCCCCUUGAGAAAGAGGUCUCCUGUCCAUAAUGGGACUUCCUGGUUAAAUAAAGGUUAUAUAUAAAAAUGUAUAAAGAAUAAGGAAUCUAUAUGGAUAAUGGUAUGGUAGCCAUAACUCACUUUGAAUGGACUGCUAAAAUGAUGUUGAAUUGCAUGAUACAAACUGUCUCAUUGUCAGUUGGUUUGAUCACAUGUAGGUGGUAAACUGAAAUGUAGCCUAUUGGGUUCCUGUGCUAUUGGGUUCCUCACUGUAUGACUCACUUUAGCGUAAUGCUGGAGCAUGGACAUCAGCGUAAAUAAGUCUUGAUAAGCUGCCUGGAAUGAAGGAACUGUUCUUGACCAUGGCACCUUUCAUUGUCUGAAGACAACAAGUACAGUAUGUAUUUCUAUAAGGAAAACAGUAAGACACAUUAUCACAGUUAAAUGACUGGAUAAAAGCAGUGAUUAGGAAAGGUUGUAUACCUGUAAAUAUGAGAGGUUGAUGUUCAGAAGACUGUUGUGUGUUAUUGUAUACUGUGAUAUUUUGAUUAUUUUAAACAGGGACACUAUGCUCUAGAAGGCAAAGUAUGCAUUGAAGAAUAUCUAUAUAUUUAAAUUAGUACGCUAUGUAAGGCUGUUACUUGUUUGUAAAUAUGCAUUCAAAUAAAACAUUAGAUCCCAUAACAUGUUAUUUUUAA